AUGCCCAUAGUAAAUGCUUCAUUUGACCAGUUCAACGCUCACGGCAGGUCAACCGGCAUUCAACCUGGAAACGGUGGUGCCCAUAGCCAUGCAACCUAUCCAGCUGGGGUGCCGCCUCCUCUCUGGUAUCGCCAAGUUGAUUUUCUCAAGGGCAAUGUAGCCUUGGUUGAUUGCUUUCCUCCUCCAGACAGCCGACCCGCGGCGACCGUGCGCUUUCAACUAAAUGCUAGCUUCAUCACCCCUUCAAGUGAGUCGUCUAAACAUUUUCAUUUAAUCCAAAUAGUUACGUUCACACAUGUCAACGGGUCGUUCAUCGUACGAUCUGAUAAUUUAUUCGAGAAUCUGACAAUUUGCUUUUUGUAUUUUGCGAUUAAUACACAAUUUGGGGAAAAAAAUAAUCGGCAGUACAAUCCACAUUUUCUUAUUUAA
Molecule: messenger RNA, 429 nt
Organism: Protopolystoma xenopodis
Lineage: Eukaryota; Metazoa; Platyhelminthes; Monogenea; Polystomatidea; Polystomatidae
Source: the annotation of a GenBank genome assembly